AUGUCUUCUAUAGUGACACCUCUAGUGAGGUUCUCUACAUACGACAAUGCCACCUAUCCACCUUCUACCACAUUAGUGGCGGCGUUGGAUAAUGUAACUUCUGCACCCCUGACAACUGCACGGGCUGACGUCAACAUUACUGUGCCACACAAGUGCUUGUUGUUGUUGUAUGAAGACAUUGGGACAUCCAGGUGAGAUGCUGUUUUGUGUAGGUGUGUGUGGCUUUUGUUCUCCUUCCUCUUCCUCUUCUCCUCCUUCCUCCACUUCCUGCAUUUUAAAAACUGUUUUAUCUUUUGUGCCUUAUUUCUAGGGUCCGUUACUGGGACCUUCUGCUGCUGGUUCCCAAUGUGCUUUUCUUUGCGUUUCUCCUCUGGAAGCUGCCCUCUGCCAAGGCCAAAAUCCAUGCCACCUCCAGUCCCAUCUUCACCACCUUUUACAUACUGGUGAGUACAGGUCAUUCUGUUUUAGUUUUUUUAAAAGCAGGCCAGUGGGAAAUUGGCCCACUUGGUCUUGCCUCCCUUAAGCUGAAGAACCUAGUGGCAUGUUCACUAAUGACACCCCGGGGAAAAUCUGUGCAUCAGGGGUGCUUCCACAAUACAAGCACCUCUCUCCAUUUAAACUGCAUCACUGUGUUUUAGAAUCAGGCAUGUGUUCAAAUGAAUCUUCUCCUUAGGGUGGAGUGAGGGGUAGUUGCUGCUUCUGUCUCUGCUGCCUCUAAAGUCCGCCCUCCUUCCCAACAGCUUAGCCCACCCUGAGCCACUCAUUGACAGCAGUCCGAGCCCACCCCCAACCCCCAAUGCAACAGUUGUCCACAGAAAUGUAUUUGAAAGAGGAUUAGAGACAAAGUUAAAGGAAGGGUUCUAGGUCAGGAUCUAGCAGUGGUUAGACUUUUUUUUAAAAAAAAAAUAUCAUUUACUUGUGCAAUUUCAUUGUAUUUUCAUAAUUACUUCGUUUGGGGGCGGGGCAGACUUGAAGCCAUUUAUAAACAAUAGUUGUAAGGAGUUCUGAAAAAGCAGAUGUGUGAGGAGAAGAGUGUCUCCUUAUGCCUUAAGUCAGCUGAUUAUCAGUAUCUUUGUGGAGAUUGCCUCCUCCAGCCUACUGUGUGUGUGCAUUGUGGGUGGUUGUUGUUGUUUUUAUAAAUAAAAACCUCUGCUUGUUUUUUAAAUCUCCGCUGUGCUGUCAUUUGCACCCACUUCCACUUUCAUUGCCUCUUCUCAGUUAUUGCAUGAGCAAAAGGGCUUCUUCUGAAAGGAGUGAGGAAGGAAGGGAAUUGUUCCCAGGAGGCGGAGGACUGUGGCAGCAGCCCUGGGCAGCACAUGGUGGUGCCAUGAUUUCUGCCAAUGGGUGACUCAGCCUGGGCUGACUCUCAGGCUGGGAGCAGGAGAUGGGUGCAGAGUGCAGCAUGCCGGCAAUAGAGGAAGUUGGACGUUGUGGGGUUGUUGUUGUUUUUUUCUAAAAAAGAAGAUGUUAUGUCCUGUGCAGGCUUUCUUGUGUAUUGCAUUGUCAGAUGUAUGACUGUCUGUUGCACAGAAGUCAUUGGUAUAGCCUCAGUGCAGGGAGUUCCUGGCUCUCCAGAAACAAGUUUUUCCCCUUGAGGCCGAGGCGGCUGACAUGAACAAGCCGAGCGAGGUUGGUGGAUGAGGUCUUCGGGGACGUCACAGCUGUGAACUUGACAGACUCCAAGUGAAGCCUGAUAUGCUCCCAGACCAUGCCCAGCACCAGUGGCAGAUGUUUGAGUCUGCUGUAAGAGCCCUUUCUCCUGCAGAGAGUCAUUGCUCUCAAGAAGCUCUUUGCUUUAGCCAAACAGUGACAUUGGUUUCUCAGGCGUACAGUCUAUCAUCCCAUGCAUGGGUUUGGCCCUUCUAGUGCCCAUGUGAAUGUUGCCCUGGUCUCAUUUAUAACUACAGGCAACAAGCAUUUCCCAUGGGGAUUACGUUCCUGACCCCUGUGUGUGUCGGCAGAGCGAGCAUAACCCUGCCCCAUUCCACCCCUGCCCCACCCCCUUUUCCAGCCCCUUCUGGGUUGCGGUGAUGCUCGUGAUCGUGCACAUAUUGAAAGCGUGUACAGUGGUCAUUGCUUUUACAGAAACCCAUUCCCUUCCCCUGAGGGCUGAAAUGUUUGAAGCAGCAGGGGAUAAAAUCUUUCUGCCUGCAGUGUAACAAGUCCUACAAUGUUAGGCUGAGGUGUGCAUGUGCAUCUUACAUUUGAGGCCUUCCACUAUGCAAAUAGCAAUUCUGGAUGCAUUGCGUUCCACAGGGCACGCUUGAGGGAAUAAUGUAAUGAAUCAAUGUUUGUUUUUUGUUCUGUUGUAAGUGGCGGCUCCUGCCAUAUUGGGGUUGGUGCAAAGUGCAGUGGCAAUAGCACUGCUUAGCUCCCAAGCACGUUAAAUAAUAUUUAUGAAGGCAGGAAAGAAACUGGUUAUUUCAGGAGCUUUAUCUUGGAGAGGAAGUAGAUAUAUUUUACAGAUGCAGCAUAGGAGGGUGGUAACAGGAUGCACAGGGAACUGUCCCAGAGGGCUGCUACAAUGCAGGACAUCCACAAACAAAUACAGUACUGCAAAUGCUCAUUCACUUUUCUCGACAGGCUAAGAGGAAAUCUGCAAGGUGGUGCUAAAACCUGGUUCAGUCUUGCUGAAAUCAUUGUGUGGUGUUGUUGAGUGUGGCAUCUGAAGUCCUGUUUACUCCGGCCUUCUGGUCCCGGUCUCCUUACAGCAUCUGUCAGUGGGAUUAAUAUAUGUCAGCUGUAUAGAGCCCAGCAUGUAGCAGAUUAGAAUAUGUGUGACCUCUGGAAAAGGGAGACAAUGAAUAUUUGUGUUCUUAAUAUCAGUCAUAAGGAGGCUUCUGAAUAUGGCACACUUCAAACAAAACAAAAAUCAAUAGUUCCUGAAGGGGCUGAAGUGUUGUUGUUAAAUGAAGUUUAGCGUUUCAAAAGGCAAGUUUUGUGGCCAGUAGUGGUAGGGUUGUAGCAAUGUACAUUGCAUGUAGCACUGAGCUGAACAAAUGCUGGCAAAAAUUACUGUAGCUCCUUGUAGGUCAUUUAUUUUAAACAAAAUAUGCUAAAGAUAGGGAAUACAACUCUGCUUCAUUUGAGGUAGGAUAACCAGUUAGUGUAUUGACAUGUUUUGCAUCUUUUCCAGCUAGAACUGGAAACUGUGUACAGUAUCCCUAAUGUUCCUGUGCCAAGGAUUUUGAAAGACUUUAUAUUUCAGAAUCUUCUGAGCUGAUUUCCUGCCUUAAGCAUUUUUUACUGUGUUCCCCACCCCCACCCCCUUGCUGCCGCUGCUUCAGCAAAUGAAUUGUGGAGUCUUUCCCAGAUCUGAGGCUCCUUAAUUGAUAUCCUGUGGUGUUGGCUGCCUGUUUAUUUAAAAUUCUAUGUGCACCAGGCAGGCACCAAUAGAAUAUGAAGUGAUUAUGAUACUAAAAUCAGAGAAUGGAGGAGCUAAUAAGGAUCAAUAUUUCAAGCCUUGAAAACCUUUAGUCCAGAUGUUGCCAGACUUCCAACUCACAUCACCCCUGAUUACUGGCUGUGCAGUAACAUCUGGAGGGCCUCAGGUUCCCCAUUUCUGAGGUGGGUCUUGCAUGGCAAAUUCUGUAGCAUUUCUUUGCUGAGGUGACCUGGCUGAAGUUUCUUGUUCCUUCUCUGCCUUAAAAAGAGGGAAAACUAUUUCCCCCUCUUUUUCUUCUGUUCCUCUGUAACUCAUCCUGUUACAAAAACAAAAUAAAAUGUUAAAGGGGGACCUUGUUGAUUGGUCUCCCAUCCCUGAAGCCCAUCAUGCAUUUUCUCUUCUGCCUUAAUUUGUAACAAUUGCCAUUGUCUUCUAGGUGUUUGUGGUAGCUGUGGUUGGGAUUGCUCGAGCAGUUGUCUCCAUGACAGUCAGCGCUUCCACUGCCGCUACGGUUACUGACAAGGUGAGUGUGGGUUUGAUACCAGAGGCGAUGGUGGCUUGGGCCCCUUCUUCACCUUUUCUGGGGCAGGAAUGCAAAAAGAUUUGAGCUCCAUUUAGUCAUCAGCUACAAUAAUGCAUGGAAUUCAUUGUACCACUAACUGGGGUACGUGUGCAUGGAACAAGGUCUGCUUGUGCAACCCCCUGGACUCCUCCCCAUAUUUUGGGGUUUUGUGGUAGAUCAGCAAGGGUUUCUGAUGCCCCAGUUGUUCAACAAUAGCAACAAGGAAAAGGCUUCUUCUAUCUCUCCCCUCCUCACCCCCAAACUUAGGCUGCUCAACAAAGAAAUCUUGAGGAGAAAACCAGAAGUGGAGUUUUGGGUGGAAGGACUGUGAGCUCAGUUCAGUCCCUGAGAACAAAAUCUUGGACCAAGCAUGUGCUCAGAGACAUCCUCUUCCUUCAUUCUAAAUGUACCUUGGCUGCUUCCUCCCCACCCUCACCUGAACCACUAUUUUGCACCUGGCUGUCUGGUAGAUUGGAGGGUGUGGUUCCCUUUUAACUCUUUGAACAGUAUUGACUUUUGGCCCUGCCAUCCUCCCAUGCUUUGCUUGGCUCAAUGCUAAAUCCCUUUCUAGUCUCUAAUCCUACUCAAACAAAUGUUUUUAUUGUCUAAUUGUUUUUCAGUUUUGCAUUUCUUUCUUUUUUGCAAGCCGUAUUUGGUUGCAUUUACAUCGAGACAGCCAGUCUCAGGAUUUGUAUAAAACAAUGUGGCUCUUCAUUUAGGCAAAUGAAGAACAGCAGAGUCAAUCGCCAAAAGAAUGAUGGCCCUUAACUAGAUGUUUUGAUGCCAAGAUGAGUAUUUGCUGUUGACAAGUAACUUGAGGCCUAUCUCCCAUGGUGCUUUCUUAUGCCAGGGGAUUGUGCUGUGCACCUGGUUGCAAGGAGACAUCACCUGUGUCACUUAAGUACACCUUAUGCAUCUGGGUUAGAUUUGGUGUCCAAAAGAGCACUAAGCAUUUGGACCAAUCAGAACACUUGAGAUAGGCUUUGCCAAGGGUCAAUAUUGACAAACGGGGGGCAGACAGUAGUUGUAAUCUACAGCUCUUUAAGCCAGCAUGGUUUUGGAGUGAGGUCAACUGGGCUCUGGAUUGGAACAACAGAGGAAACAAGAUGAUUGGAACGGAAUUGAAGGAUGAAACCCCCUGCGAUGAAGUAACAAGAUAGUUGAGAUUUUGUGCACAAUGCCAAACGAACAAACAGUUGUGUAAGACUCGUAGCCUGAGAUGCAACUAAUUCUGUAAAUUCAAGUGAGCACCCUGCAUUAGCCAGUGAGGGAGAUGUCAGGAUGGUAUUUUUUAUUUUAUUUUCAUGGAUGGAAGGAACGAUGGGAGGAAAACCUUUGGGCAAGCUUCUCUUUUAGGACCUAUUCCGUUUGCUCCUUGAUCUUGAUUUUGUGGCAUGUACUGUCUUCUCUAGAUCCUGUGGGAAAUCACAAGAUUCUUCCUUCUGGCUAUUGAGCUGAGCAUGGUGAUUCUGGGCCUUGCAUUUGGUAAGGAUUCCUCCUUAGCGUUGCUUGGUGCACUUAACCUUUUUCCUUGACAAGACCAUUGGAGCGUGGUGAAUGUGCCCUGCUCUCGGUAGAAAAGAGCAAAUCUUACCAAGCACAAAUAGGACUUCAGCCAGAUACAUGUAAUGCUCGCGCUGGAGGCGAAAGCUUGCAUUUAUUGUAGGCCCCUUAUUUACACCCUCCAUCUGCUUUCACUGUGUACGCAGUAGGAUACUUUUGUCUGAGUGAAGAAAGGAAGCUUGAUACAUUAAUAAUAAUUAUUAUUAUUAUUAUUAUUAUUAUUAAUGGCAUUUCCAACCCACUUUCCAGUGUUAAAGGUGCAGUUGUUACCCAUUUGUUGCAUAGGAUUCAGUUGCAUUUCCUCAAGGCAGCCUUUCUGCGAUGGAGGUAUCUCAUUUUCCCAGCACCCAUGAAGCAGGUGCUUGUAAGCAUCUAUUCAAUAAUAGCUCUCACCAGUGGACACAACUCCUCUGUAUUUUUGUGUGCAUGUGUCCCAUUUCAUGACUUUUAAAACAAACAAAUCUAUUAAAUAAUUCAGUGAAUUCUCCUCCACUGUAUUUUAUUCUACUAAAAUCCUACCCUUCCUUCAUGAUGCUCUCAUUGUCCUCCCUGGAUAUACUGAGAAUCUUCUGCAUGCAAAGCUGCCACUGUUUCUCAGACUGGGACUAUUUCUUUCUUUAAGCUUCCCAGCCCACCUUCCUACGGUGCAGCAUAUUUUAAGUGGUUUCUAGUUCUCAGGACAAGAGUUUUACUCUCAACUGCAACCUCAGUCGAGAGGUUUUGCCUUUCUCUUAAAAGAAAUUUGGCUUUGUUAGUCUGUCGCAACUUGGACAGGAAUGGCAUUAGGCAGGACCUCGAACAUAGGCGAGACCCCUAUAUGAGGUCUUGAGUCAGUGCAUCAGAUUUUCAACCAAGAUGUCUGGUCUGACAUCAAUAAUCUCAGGUUACUGACAGCAGAAUCUUAGAUGCGCAUGGCCUGUUGCAUGAUGGGUCUUUUAUGCUGGUUAACUCCUAACGGCAUUCCCGAGCAUGCAUAGGUUGGUCAGGAGCAGGCAAUUAUAUUUCUAGCCUUUAGUCACCUGACAGAAGACCAGCCAUUUUCACUUGUCAAAGAAAUGACCCCUGGUAUGUUUCCCACCCCAUUCAGGUCGUUUGGAGAGCAAAUCCAGUGUUAAGCGGGUAUUGGCUAUCACCACGGUGCUGUCAUUGGCCUACUCUGUCACCCAGGUAAGUGUUGGUGAAACAGGACAGUUGCACAGAGUAAGGCAAAUUCAAUUCAACUGUUUCCUCCUGAACUGAAAGCAGCUGCUCCUCAAGAGGUUCUGAGUUACUUUUAACAGCUCAGUGUAGUAACUCACUCUGAACAGUGCAGCAUUUGUUAAGUUUAAGCAUGUUCUCCUUUUCUAUAGUGGUAGCAUUAUGCCUUGUUUUGGUUUGGGAAGCCCCAGUAUUAAACAGGGACAUCAUUGUCCACUCUUCAGGCAUCUUCUUAAAAAAAUCAGAUGCAGUGAACUUAUAGGUACUGCAUGUGAGUUUUGUUAUGUAUUUAUUUACACUUUGGUUGGUUUUAAUCCUGCUCUUCAGGCAAAAAAGGCUCCUAGAGCAGCUUGUGAAGACAGUCCCUUCCCUCAGACUUACAAUCUGAAAAGGCACAACACAAAAGGAAAAUGGGUGGGGAGGGUUGAGGAAAUAAGCAAACUCAAGUACAAGUUCUUAGUUACAAAUUCUUAUAAUAGUCAUUUGAGGUAGAAAAACUCGAGGAAAGGAGGCACCAAAGGUUGCUGAUCUCUCAGCUAUGCCUUUGGACAUAACGGGCUGCUGUUGGAAGUGUAGUGCAUUGGGAUAUGGGAGGAACCAUGUAGAUCAGGAGGGUAGUUGGCAGAAGUUUUAGGUCAGGUAUUAAGCAUGUGGGGAGGGAUAGGGAUAGCACCAGUAGGUUGGCAGGAGGCCGGGAGAGGAGGAAAGGUGCCAUUUUUUUGUAACCUGCCUCCACUCUCAGGCUCAGAGCUAAAUCCCGAGACCAUCUGGCACAUCUUUCCUCCUGCACUUAGGGCAAUUUGUUAUCCUUUGCUAAAUCACAGUUUAUGGACUGGAUAGGGGAUCUUGUUGUGUAACGAUGGAAAGGGCUGGUUUCCAAGUGAGACCGAGUGCCUUUUCCUCAGCUUCUCAUGCAGGAAACAAAGGCACCAUUGUAAGCAGUUCAUACCCUGAUGACCCUCUUGCACUGUUCCUCACCAAUCUUUCAGGGAACUCUGGAGAUCAGUUAUCCUGAUGCCAGGCUCUCUGCAGAAGACUUCAAUAUCUAUGGUCAUGGAGGAAGGCACUUUUGGCUUGCAAGCUCCUGUUUCUUCUUUCUGGUAAGUGUGAUAAAUAUCCGUCUUGCUUGAUCUGAAUACCGUGAGUUUAAAACACUGGCGGUUCUUCCUUGAUGAUUUUCCAUUCUCUUCAUUUCAAUGUGCUUCCUGGCAUCUUCUAAACACAGCAACGAAAGCCAGGAUUGUUACUGUUUUCCACCACCUGCCCUCAGCAACCUCUGGCCCUAUAACUCACCUGCUGCUUUCUUCCUUAACAGGUUUAUUCAAUGGUGGUGAUGCUUCCCAAAACUCCCUUGAAAGAUCGUAUUUCCCUGCCUUGUAAGUGACUCGCCUCUCCCUUUCAAACUAAUACAAUUUUCUCACAGGCAUUAAAAGCCAAGCCACUUGGAAUAUUCCAGAUAGACAAAAGAAAGUCCUUCUUCGCAUAGUUAAGCUGUGGAAUUCAUUCCCACAAAGAGGUAGCAAUUGACGGCCAACAGCCAAUUGCCCCUGAGAGGGCAGCAAGUGCAACUCCUCUCUCCCUAUUCAGAGGCAUACUGCCUCCAAGAGUGGAUCUGCAACGUAGCCAUAGCCUGACAUAGCCAUGGAUAGCCAUAUCCUCCAUGAAUUUGUCCAGUCCCCUUUUCAAAGUCAUCCAGAUUGGUGACCCUCUCUAUGUAUAGUGGGAGUGAGUUCAACAGCUUAUGACUGGGGUGGGGAAACUCAUGCCUCGGGGCCAAUUGUGGCCCUCCAGGCUUCUCUCUCUGGCCCUCAGGAUUCUUCUCUGGCCACGCCCACCCUCCAACCACACCUUUCACCAGCCCUGCUUUGCACCUCCUUUUUUUUGCCUGGUUGGAAUGUGCCCUUGAAUUCUGAUAAUGCCUGUAUAGGGGACAGAGGGACGUGUGACGGUGUGUCUAGAAACUGGCCUAUGGGAGAUUUACCGUACAUUAGUUGCUUUUGCCUCUAGUUCCGCCUGCACCUGGAAAGUUGUGCAGAAGGAAAUUUGGCCCUCAGCCUGGAAAAGGUUCCCCACCCCUGUAAGAGGCACCUGUUAGGAAGAAGGGAGAGUGGAGGGUUUGCUUAAGUUACAUAACGGCUAGGUGGAAGGCCAUCGCUGGAGACUGUUCUGCAAUAAGUAGCUCUCGAGCAUCUUUCUUCUCCCUGUAAUACUGUUUUUUCCCGGGUCUCCAAAGUGGCUUUUCCAACAAAUGGUUUGUAGUGUAGGAAGUACCUGUGAUUACAUUUGACCCCAGUGUCUUUGCCUCUCUUUUUCAGCAAGGAAGAGUUUCUACAUCUAUGCUGGGAUUCUUGCUGUGCUGAACCUGGUGCAGGGCAUUGGUAGUGGUCUGCUCUGUGCGGGUAUCAUAGAAGGACUAUGGUACGUAUCCCUGUGGCUGGAUAGCUCUGCUCAACUUCUUCCUGGUGCUGUCACCGAGUCCUUUGAGAAGGAAGCACAAAGAGCUUCCAACGCAUUUGGACCAAAGCAAACUUGCUAAGGGGUACUGCUGUUGACGGCUGCUGAAUUUGCAGCUCCACUGCACCCAUCAUGCUGUGUUUCCAUCCAUUAUACCACAUCUGCCUCCAGAUGCCUUUCUGGAUAUUCCACCUGAGACUGGUGAUCUCAUUACUCCUUGAGAAAUACAGACUCAGUGCCUAUCUCCUGACAUUUCCCCUCUCCAGUGGGGAAGGCAGCAGGGAGGGGAUGCCUUCUGCUUAGCGAAUUGGGAAUGGUUGUUCUGGUCCAACUCUUAGUCCUUAUUGCCUGCAUCUCUUUCCCUGCUUUUGAUCCUUUUCUUUUUAAAGGAGUCAGUAGGACACAGUUGCUCAGAGUAGCAUUCUGCUUGGCGAAGCUGGGCCUUCUACUCCAGGGAGGAACAGCUUUUGGGGUGGGGUAGGGAACUGCUUUUCUUGGUGGGAGUCACCACUGGUGGUGAGUACAUUCUAACUUUCCCUGUUCCCUUUUGAGAAUGAUAACUAUGGGUCCUUGUAUAGAAGGAAGUUCUGUCCACCUUGGUGCCUUCCCACCAAGGGACACAGCUGCAUGGGUUAUAAAUGCCAUUGGACAGUAAAGCAGCUGGAAGAGAAGAGGUGUGCAGAGACCAAGGAAAGAAGUGCAAAUGGAUGGAGUGUCCUGUCUGCCAUCCUUUGGACCAGGCAUAGGCAAACUCCGCCCCCCCCGAUGUUUGGGACUGCAAUUCCCAUCAUCCCUGACCACUGGUCCUGUUAGCUAGGGAUGAUGGGAGUUGUAGUCCCAAACAUCUGGAGGGCUGGAGUUUGCCUUUCCCUUCUUUGGACGCCCUAGGAUGUUCACCAGUCCAAACCUGCUGUAGCUGGGAACCGGGUGUGUGAAGAGCAGCUGAAUGGGGAUACAGAUGUGGGCAGCUUGAGGAAGCUUAAUUCAUUGGUGCUAAGGCUGGGCAGAAAAAAGCAGGUUUUCAGGGGAAAGUACUUCCCAAGGAUGGAAAGAAAAAAAGGCUCAUAAAAGGGCAGAAAGAAAAAGCACUCAGACACGAUGCCUUAAAGCACAGACCUGUGCUGAGAAACACAGUGCAAAAGGAAGUCUGGAUGAGCCCCUGGAGUGAGAGACUAAGGUGUUGUUAGCAGGUUCCAGGAACCCUCUUUGUUGUGAGAUUUUGGGGUUGGUCUGUGAGUUUGUUUGGGCCCUGGGUGAGAACCAGGGAGGAUGGGGGGAGUCCUGGGUAAGAGCCAGUAGACUGAGAGGUGUGGAGUGAGGAGAUGUGUCAGAAGGAGAAGGAACGUAUCUAUAUAUGCUUAUUAGGAAGUCUGCAUUAAUGAUUUUAUUGUGCAUUUUUGUAACAUUUGUUUUUAGUUUUCUGUACACUGCUUAGAGUGAUUAUUCACUGUAUUUGUGGGAAUCUAAUGCACCAUUGAAUCUAACGUGCACCUCAAUUUUAAAAAUGAAACCAACAAAGUAUUUGCUGGCGCCAUCAAAUCUAGUGCGCAUCAAAUCUAAUUUUCACAAUGUAAUUUGGCCAAGAAAGGUCUGUGUUACAUUCUAGUAAAUAUAGAUACAGUCGCACCUUGGUUGUCGAAUGCCUUGGUACUCGUCUGUUUUGGCUCCCGAACGCCGCAGACCCUGAAUUGAGUGUUUUGGUUUGCAAACGUUUUUUGGAAGCCGAAUAUCCAACGCGGCUUCCACGGUUUCCAAUUGAGUGCAGGAAGCUCCUGCAGCCAAUCGGAAACCGCUCCUUGGUUGUUGAACAUUUUCAGAAGUUGAACAGACUUCUGGAAUGGAUUCCAUUCGACAACCAAGGUACAACUGUAUAUAUUAAGCAGUGUAGAAAAUGUAUUAAUAAUUAUUAUAUAAUUAUAUUUAUUAUAUAAUACAUAUUAUUAGUAUAUAAUAAUGAUGAUAAGAAACUGUAGUCCAAAAACAUCUGAAUUGGCCAGGAACAGAUUCCAAAUGACUUGUGUCUUUCUCUUCUGUCUUGACAGCUGUGUCGAUGCCACCACCUUCCUCUAUUUCAGCUUCUUUGCUCCACUCAUUUAUGUGGCGUUCCUGAAAAGUUUCUUUGGGUGAGCAUCCAAGGUUGUAGCCUGCAGCACAGUCCCAGGGCAUUUUACAACAACAAUAAUAAGAAAAAGUUUUAAGAUAGACAAGAGCAACAAUUCUAUAACAGCAGAUUGAGACUAUUUAAGUUAAGAAGUGUGAGAAAACAAAAGGGCCUGGCGUUGAAAGAACAUCAAUAUAAGUGCUAGGCGGGCCUCCCUAUGGAGAGCAUUUCAGAGCUUUAAAUCAUGUAGGCGUUGCAAGCAAAGGUCACUUGAAGCACAAUACUUGCCUCCCACUGGGAUAUUAAUGCAAUUAUUUUAUAGCAAAACAAACAUCAGCCUUUAAAUAAACAGUAAGUAACCACAACAAAAAUGCCCAGGGUGACCUUCAGGAUUAAUAACAUAAUUAAAAUAGAAGUAAAACGGCAGCAAAAGUACAAAAUGGUAUAAAGUGCGACGAGGCAGUAGGCUGGUUCUCCUCACAUCUAGGCCGGAAAGACUCAGAAGUGGGUGGUCUCAGGUGAGGCCUACAAAGAGGCUAACUCUUCCACACAUUCUCUCUGUGUGCUUCGUUAUGAUUUGUUUGUUUUUUUUAAUCAAUUCAGUGACUCUUGUUCUUCCAUCUGUGAAAUGAAGAUGGUAUUUGACUUCAUCACAGGGAUUCAGGAAGAUUAGACUCCUAAUAUCUGCGCAAAGCCUCAUUAAAUUCUGAGCUACUGUUUAGAGUUUUUUUCUGGAUUAGUGACAAAAUGAUUAAUGUGAAAUGCUGUGGAGGCCAAGCUUGUAUUAGGUAGAUAGGUCCCCCCCCCCUUUUAAUGCUCUUGAGUUUUAAGAAGGGGCUUAAAUACAUUGCCCAGCAGUUGAGCAAAGCGUGUAAACCAGCCUUCCUGAACCUAUUGCCAUCCAGAUGUUAUUGGACUACAGUUCCCAUCUUCCCUGACCAUGCUGACUGGGUUGUAGUUCAAAACAUCUGAACGGCACCAGGUUGGGGGAGGCUGGCCUAACUUUGCAGCUCAGGAAUUGCAUUCCUUUUGAGUAACCACUUCCAUUUUUACUGUUCUGACUACGUAAUUUUUUCAGCUUUGAGUGCCACCGUGUGGCCAUGCAGUGGAAAUACCCAUUCUAAUUGAGGAAUAGUUGCUGCAAUUAAUUCAGAUGGAUUUCAACCGUAAUUGUGAGGGACUAGCCACCUCACAUUUUAUAUUUGAUAUAAAAGCAGCAAAGCUAUAACAAGCAGUAAACAAAUAGUCUCCCAAAUGCCAAUAUCAAAUUGUGCAUGCUCAAAAAUGACUUGUUUUAUUUCUAACUUCCUUCAUCACUGAUUCCAAAUGGAACUGACCGUGUGUGUGUGUGUGUGUGUGUGUGUGUGAGUGUGUGUGUAGAUAUAUACGUAGUGCUUUUUUCUGGGGGAGAUGCAGGGGUACACAUACCCCUAAACAUUUUGUGAAUCUUUGUACUUUUGUCCAUUUACUAUAUUUAUUUCCCCCGAUUUGAACUAUAAAAUGGUGAUUUUCUUGAGUCAAAAUGAGAGUACCCCUAAACAUUUUUUAAAGAAAAAAAGCACUGUAUAUAUGAGAGAGAUAAUGAAUGAGACACACACACACACACACAAGCCCCCAUACCUACCUUCCACACCUCCUAAAAGCAUUUAGGUGUCAUGGCUAAUUUUUGAACACAGUGGCUCUUCUUACUUGCCCUGCUUUUCUUCUUUUGAGUCCCAUCAUUGUGAAUGAAGCAAAGCAAAAGGUUGGGUCUUAAUCCACAGAGUUUUCAAUCCAAGGUCAGGCAGUGCAGGAUAGGGUAAGAGAACAAAGGGAAGAGGUAAAGGCCAAUCAUAGACAAACAUGACAGUAUAUCUUGGGCUACGUUUAGUUCCGGUUUCCUACAGAUGAUGACAGCCUGGACGGCCUGAACUAAAAGAACAGCAUUGCUGGCUGCUUUUUAUUUCGGGAACUGUCUGCCAUGUUCUGAAUUGAACCUUCUUUACUGGGAAAUGGGAUGGAGGGAGUUAUGCUUGGAGCAAAGCAUCUGCUAUGCAUGCAGGAGGUUUCAGGUGGUUGACAUGGAAUGCCAGUCCCUGCAGACAGUACUGAGCUACACGGACCAGUGUUCUGACUCGGUAUCAGGCAGCUUCCCGUGUUUCAAGAAAGUAACUCUUUUGAAAAAAAUUCCCCUUGUCUCUUUAAUAAUUUCCAGGUCCGAGCCAAAGAUCCUCUUCUCCUACAAAUGCCAGGUGGAUGAGCCCGAGGACGUUGAUGUGCACCUCCCGCAUGCCUAUGGUGUGGCCAAGAAAGAAGGCCUGGAUUCCAGCUUUUACUCCAGCACUCAGAUCGACACUGCAGCGUACUUGGAUGACAUUGCUUCCAUGCCUUACCACGUGGGCAGCAUCAACAGCAUUGACAGUGACCGCUGGAAAGCCAUCAACUCCUAA
This is a messenger RNA of Podarcis lilfordi (Lilford's wall lizard), 13691 nucleotides long. Lineage: Eukaryota; Metazoa; Chordata; Lepidosauria; Squamata; Lacertidae. The record is from the annotation of a GenBank genome assembly.